GGAUGCCUAGUGCGUCGGUCUGUCAUGCGUAGGUUCUUGUCUUCGUUUAAGGAUCAGCAACGGUGUGUUAUGCGCAACUGAACGCGCUCCCAGAUGGCCCUAAACAUGCCCACCAAAAAACAAAAAUGAAUUUUCGCAGGAGUACAUUAUAAUGGCGUUUUGCGACUAGGCGAAACGCCAGAUGACGAGGCCCGGUCUAAACUCAACCUGUAUCAUAAUGAAAAAGGGCGCCAAUGCUAAAUUGCAGUGUGUGAGCUCUUUCCAGAGUUACCUAGCCUUGUUUUGUGCAUGCUCGCAAGACAUCUGUACUGCGAAGGUUUCCAAUGAUCUUUGCAACGGGUUUUGUCGGUGCAUCUAUCCAACUUCUAUUCUCCUCCAGCAAUUUUAGUAUUGAAAGGCAUUUUCCAGGUGAUGGACGGGUUUCCCUACGGCCUGACAGUCCAACGAAAGGUGGCGGCAAAAAACUUCUACGCAUUGCAAAUCAAUAUAUCUGGGGCUGGAAGAGUUGCAGGUUUGUCAUGCAUCCCGCAACCUACACACAUGGUCUGGAAGUACUAUAGAUUUCGCGAGACCUCAGUGAUGCCUAUCUCGUGUGAAAGUUCGCCUUUUGCCUAGCAGAAAGGGGGCAGCUUUCAUUGGGGUGCAUGCAACAUACAUGUGAUCGAGACUUCGCACGGCAAGCUGCAUCCUUCCUGACCCAGACACAGGUAAUGGAGCCGUGCUCGUCUUUCUGCAACCAGCAUCACAAGUACACAAGUGAACAACUCCCCCUCCCCCUCAAAAUAUUUAAUAUUUGAAUAUUUAUUUGGUUACCAAAUAAUGCACUUUUAUGUCACCAAAUAAUACACUUUCGUGUCGUCAAAUCUUGCACAUUUCGACUCCAAAUGCGCAGCGAUUAUACUGCAUUUUGUGGCAGCAAACGUGUCGCUAAAGGUCGCGAAUCGGGAGCGUCUUCGUGCCUUUGACCGGUCGAGUCGAGGCCUGUGAUCUCCACACAUCUGGCGCAGAAAUCGGGACCAGAUGACUUCUGCGUUAUGAGUGAACAAGGAAACGGCAUCAACUAAAAGAAAGGGCCGGGCUUUCUUCUGCGUGUAUCAGGCAGCCGGGCCCGGGCAAAUUUCGGCCAUUGAAAUCGGCAUGAAAAAGCAUUAAUCUAAAAGCUUGGGCGGGGUGUGUUUCAUCGGCUACGUGGUCCGCCUUGCAAGGGGCCCCGUUUUGUUUCCUUCCCAUACGUGGCGCGUGGCGCCGAGGAAGGACGGGCCGGGCCCCUUCGGCUUUGGUGUUUUUGUGCCUCCACGGCCCCGGGGUGUUUUGUUUGAGUUUUUGCCCGCCUCUCAAGCGCACGCGCGCCGCGUGCCUUUUCUCUUUCCAGCUCCCGGGCUGCUUUCGCCGGGCUCCACCUGGAUGGCAGCUGGGCCGGUGGGGUCUUCGGCCAGUCUAUGUGGCCUCGCCGCGUUUGGGAAGGGGCGACGCCCGCGCGCUGGCGGCCUUGGCGUUUCGACAGGUUUCGUCCCCACCGGCAUUGGCGCCGUCCCCCAGUCGGGGUCUUUUCGGAGGGGCGUCGUCGUUUGUUGGUCGACAGGGAGUGGCGGUUGUUGCGAAGGACUGUGGGGUUUGCAAUAUUAAACCCAGCAGUAACCUUCGCAAUAACCUCUGCAAUAAUUGUUGCAUUAAAAAUGCAAUAAAAUGUGCUUUAAUUUGUUUUCAUUGAAAUCCUUAGGGAUUUCAGUGUGUAACAAAUUAAAGCAAAUUUUCAUGCAAAUACUAAACAAAAAUUAAACUUAAUUUAAACCACAAAUUACGCCGCUUUUAAAGCAAAACAACAGGGCAAGGUGAGUCCAGGGGGGGGUGUCGCCUCCGCGCCGCGGGGGGGUGUUUGGCGUGAUUAUUUCGGCAAGCAAGACCCGGGCUCCGCAGGUGUGGAAGCAGCCGGCAUUCGUCCGGUGUUGCGCCGGAUGUGGCCGGCGCGUCCGUGUCGCUUUGGUGUUUCUGCUGGGGGUGGGACUGGGGUUGUCGUGUUUUUGCCCUCGGCCGGUUUUUCCUCGUGGGGCUUUGUUGGCCCCGCAUUUUUUGGGGGCGAGGUGGACAGGGGCCAAUGGCUCACCCGACCACCCCCAUCCCGGCCCCCUUCCAGCUUGAUUUCAUCGAAACCCAUAGGACCGGGGCGGCCUGGCCCCCCUGCCUUGGUCCUGGCCAAGCCGCGCGGUGUUUUCGGUGUGCCCUUUGUGGGGUUUGGGGCCGGCUCUGUGGGAUCAAAGUCAUCACUUCGGCCAAGAAAUUAAAGCACUUUUAUGCUGACAUUACACCGGGUAGCUUGCCCGGGCCCGGCAGGCUGACGUGUAAGUUGAUAAGUUGCCAGACUUCUGGCAAAUGCUCGCCAAGUCGCGAGGUUUUUUGUUGUCAAAUCCGCUACUUUUUAGCGACCUCAGAAAUGAGCCCCAAAAAUAUUACAUUUUGAUAGCUAAUCACGAUGCUAUGGGCUCACUCCCCCUCAUGAGGGAAAGUGGACAGCUUUGGUGAGGGGGAGUGAGCCCAUAGCAUCGUGAUUAGCGAAACUAGCAGUGUUUUGGGCCCGGCAAAUCGUGCCCAUAGCGUGCAGUCUAGCUCCUAGAAAAAAAUUAAAAAGGUACUCACUUUUUCAUUCAAAUCAGCCACUUUUUGUCAUUCAAAUCAGCGACUUUUUGAGCUCGAAUCUGCGAGCCGCAAAAAAGCCACAAAAAAUAUUACAUUUUGAUGGGUAAUCACGAUGUUAUAGGGUCACUCCCCCUCAUGAGGGGGAGUGGGCAGCUUUGGUGAGGGGGAGUGAGCCUAUAGCGUCUUGAUUAGCUUUCGCAACAUGUUGACGACAGACUGCAAACCUGUGCGAGGACGCUUUUGGUCGCACAAAAAGCAACGCAAACGCUGCGCAUUUGGAGUCGAAAUGUGCAAGAUUUGAUGACGCGAAAAUGUAUAUAUUUGGUGACAUAAAAGUGCAUUAUUUGGUAACCAAAUAAAUAUUCAAAACUUAAUAUUUUGAGGGGGAGGGGGAGUUAUUCACUUGCGUAACAAGUUUCCAGACCCAGACGUGUUUGCAUUUGAUAGAAAGGUGGCAGUACCAAGUCCGGCGCGAAAGGUGGAAACAACAAUACCGGAGCGAAAGGUAAAAGCCCAAAUCUGAACAAAAACAAAAAUCUUGACUCAAGCCAUAUAAAAAGUGCGUUGGCAUUUACUAUUCUGAUUCAGGUCCAUGUACUUGAUCUAUCUCCAUUCAAACAGACUUUCCAAUAUUAUAGACUUCGCUUUUCACAACUACCAGUAGAAAUCUGAAUCAAUGGCAGUAGCACUUGAAGAAAUUGCGACGCAAGUGCAAGAUCACGACGUAGUACUUACUGGCGACAUCCGCGUGAGUUGGUUCGUUUGUAAUAACAUCCCACCAAUCCUGAUCAUGAAACAAUAAUCUCAAGGUAACGAGUCUGGCUCCGCGAAGGGUUCUGGAUCUGGCAAACCCAAACCGAAACCAGGUAGCAAAAACGCAGCCAAGGCAAGCACUGGCAGCUCGGGUCCAGCUAGCAGUGCGAAAACUGGAAACAAAACGAAUGUCGCUGCGGGGAGGAGUUCGGUGAUAUCCGCCGCAACAGUCGUGACGCGCCGCUCGCACUCAUUGCAAGAGAUACUCUGCAUGACAGAUUUUCCAUUUGGUUUUCUGAAUAGUCCGUGCAAUGCGUGCUAGUUGUGAGCGCUGGGCGAUGUCUUUGCACAUGCAUAUUUUUUGAAGAAGAACACCAUCAAGGAACAUAAGGUAAUGAAAAAAACUACUGCAAAAAUGAAGAAAGCCGCUGCAGCUGGUUCGUCCUCGUCCUCCUCUUCGUCUUCCACCGCGAAAAUGGCCGUGAACCAAACUAGUAUGAAAAAAGUACCGGCUGGAUCUGCUACUGCUUUCGCCCCGUCUUCUACCACAAAAAUGAGCAUGAAGAAAUCGUCUGGACCCGGAUCUGCCCCAGUCGUGGUCGCGUCCUCUUCUACCACAAAAAUGAGCAUGAA
This is a messenger RNA of Amoebophrya sp. A120, 4020 nucleotides long. The record is from the annotation of a GenBank genome assembly. NCBI's taxonomy places the organism in Eukaryota, Dinophyceae, Syndiniales, Amoebophryaceae.